Gongylonema pulchrum is the source of this 390-nucleotide messenger RNA. NCBI's taxonomy places the organism in Eukaryota, Metazoa, Nematoda, Chromadorea, Rhabditida, Gongylonematidae. The record is from the annotation of a GenBank genome assembly.
AUGAGUUCUGUUGGUGUGGCUGAUAAGAUGGUGGAACAGCUGAAUGCAAAGAAACAUCCUUUCAUAAUGUGCAAUUUCGCUCCACCCGAUAUGGUCGGCCAUACUGGUAUCUAUGAAGCCGCCGUUAAAGCCGUUGAAGCAACCGACACUGCGAUUGGACGAAUCUAUGAGGCAUGCAAGAAAAAUGGCUACAUUCUAAUGGUUACGGCCGAUCACGGCAACGCAGAGAAAAUGAUAGCGCCGGACGGUGGAAAGCAUACUGCUCAUACCUGCAACAAAGGUACUAACCUUGAGAGCCUGGCAAUAACAAUAAUUGCCGUUUGCUCGAACUUUGAUUUGAAUGCAUCAGUCAGGAAACCAGUCCCUCCACUACUUAUUAGUGCAUUUUAA